Esox lucius (northern pike) is the source of this 1513-nucleotide messenger RNA. RefSeq names its product olfactory receptor 52K2-like. Gene Ontology annotation, biological process: G protein-coupled receptor signaling pathway. The transcript has a single exon. Gene Ontology annotation, molecular function: olfactory receptor activity; G protein-coupled receptor activity. The record is from RefSeq and is a predicted model, not a curated record. Gene Ontology annotation, cellular component: membrane. The coding region runs from base 244 to 1218 and encodes 324 amino acids. Lineage: Eukaryota; Metazoa; Chordata; Actinopteri; Esociformes; Esocidae.
GGGAUGUCUGGCUUGGGGUAUAAAGCAGUCUCUGCUGGAUAGAGAGCUCACUUGGACUCCAUACAGACCAAUGACCAAUUAAACUGCCCAGAACGACUACAGGACGAGAAAACAGCAAGUAGGUUUUUAUGCCGUUUGUAGGCCAUUCAUACAUAUCUGACUAUAUUAAUAUUGCGUGAACUGGUAUUUUAAAUAGUAUUUUUCUUCCUUCCAGGUCAACUAAUAGACAAAUAUCCAAGGGUCAUGAUUGAACAAUUUCAGGGAAUUAAUAUUUCCCACAGUGUGUUCAUCUUUGUGGGAUUUCCAAACAUCUACGAGUACAGAGUGCUGCUUUUCUUGAUGUUUUUCGUGACUUACAUUGUGAUCUGGCUGGGAAACUCUUUGCUGGUAUACGUGAUUAGAAAUGUCAAGAGUCUCCACAGCCCCAUGUACGUGCUGAUAUGUUGCUUAGCUGUAGUGGACAUAGUGGUAGCCACAGUUAUCCUCCCCAACAUGCUGCUCGGCUUCCUGUUGGACUGGAGUGACAUCUCCCUCGCCGGCUGUUUGACUCAGAUGUUCUUCACUCACUUCCUGUCGUCAGUGGAGUCCACCAUCCUCCUGGCCAUGGCUCUGGACCGCUACGUGGCCAUCUGCUUCCCACUACGCUACGCUCGCGUCAUGAACUCCGCCGUGUUGGUCAAACUGCUGCUGUUCACCGUGGUGAGGAGUGGCACCAUCAUGUCCGUCCUGGUGGCUUUGGCUGGUUCUUUGUCCUACUGUGGAUCCAACGUGAUCCCCCAUUGCUACUGCGAUCACAUGGCCCUGGUCAGUCUAGCGUGUGACAGCACGGAGAGGAGCGCGGCUAUGGGAUUGGCGGUGAUUGUCUGUUUUGUGGGAAUUGACAUUUGCGUCAUUGUUUUGUCCUACGUAAAGAUCUUGACUGAGGUACUGAGGGUCGCGGCAGGUGAAGAGAGGCGGAAGGCUUUCCAUACUUGUGGCACUCACCUUAUCGUGAUGAUGUGUUUCUAUCUGGUGGGCACUGUCACAUUUCUGUCAUAUAAUCUUAAAAUUCAAAUUCUAACCGACGUCCACACUUUUCUAGGGGUGUUGUAUAUAAUUUUCCCUGCUAGCGUCAAUCCAAUCAUCUACGGUGUUCGGACAAAGGAGAUAAGACACCGCAUUUUGAACAUGUUCAAAACAAGGGUUAACAUGGUACAGGUCGUGACUGUCACCAUGUGAUUCUUUCCCAAGCUCAACUUUAGUUGGGAUUAGAUAUGUAAACACGUGGACAUACAUGUUCUCUUUCAUCAGCAAAUGGGCCUGAUUUAAAAUACAAUUUAAAGUAUUUCAAAACAAGUAUUUAACAACCUCUAUUGGGAAGAGUAAAAUGUGUGCAUGCAUAACUAACUUUAAAUACAUUUUGCCAUUGGUGGUAGCUGAAAGGCAAGCGCUUUCAAAGUGCAUUUUUCUAUGAUUUGGUGUUUCUUAAAACUUAAUUUAUUCUAAAGAAUCAGCUCAUAAAACCAGCAGACAU